Molecule: messenger RNA, 1462 nt
Organism: Melopsittacus undulatus (budgerigar)
Lineage: Eukaryota; Metazoa; Chordata; Aves; Psittaciformes; Psittaculidae
Gene: TOP6BL
Product: TOP6B like initiator of meiotic double strand breaks
Exons: 8
Coding region: 247-906 (219 amino acids)
Biological process (GO): meiotic DNA double-strand break formation
Source: RefSeq, a predicted model, not a curated record
GGGGGUGCCCCCCCCUGCAGCAGGAUCCACCCCACACUGGGACCCCCCAUCCGCCUGCGUGUGCCCCCCCCCGCAGCGGCUGCAGGACUGGGGGGGGAGCUGAGCCUGGUUCCUGUGGCCGCCCUGUGCCCCUGCCUGCGCCGGACCCCCAACCGCCCCUCUCGCCUCGACGCCAUCACCUUGUUCCUGUAUGACCCCGUGGGGCUCCCGGCCCCGGUGCCCUGGUUCUUCCAGGAUCCCUCUUGGAUGGCGGAUUGGGAACAAUUCGGCUUCACCGCGGUCCCCCGUGCGCCGGCAGAGGGGGAGGAAGAGCUGGUGACUCCCGAUGCCACCUACGCAGUGCAGCAGGGAGGGGGUGGCCCUGAUGGGGACCAGCACCCCCAGAGGCUCCUGCUCUUCCUCUUCCUCCAGCACGAGGACCCCUUCCAGGCAUAUGAUGCCAGCACCCGCCUGCUGCUGCUGCGGUUCCUGGCUCAGACGCUGUGCAGCAGCCGCCCGGCGCUGGCCCGUGGGCUCCGAGCCCUCCUGCACCCCAUGCUGGGGGAGCUGCGGCGGCGGCACGAGGUCCAGCAGCGCCUGGCACGGUCCCUCUCUGUGGCACUGGAUGCGGUGGCAGCCGUGGUGACCGGGAGCUCCAGCGCCCGGUUCCGCCGGGGCUGCCUGAGCUCCAUGCAGGUUGAGGACACCCCGGCUUUGGUGGCGGCCGCUCGGCGGAGCUUGGCUGAGGUCACCCAUAGGCGGCUGCUGCCCAUCGGCUCCUGCCAGACCCACGGGGACCCACAGGGGGGGUCCCCAUUGGAGCAUCCCCGUGUGCAGAGGGGACAAAUGGAAGAGGAGGAGGAUGAGGAGGGUUCCCAGAGCAGCCAGGGGCAGGUGCUGCAGGAGAUGGCCCAAUGGAUGGCCUAAGGGACAGGGAUGGAGCCCACCCCUCUGCCAUGUGCCAGCCCAGUUCACCCAGUUCACCCAAUCCCAGCUGGUUCUGGCAGCCUCAGUCCAGUUCCCCCAGUUGGUUCCAGUUUCCUUCUUUGGGCCUAGUGCCACAGUUGCUCCCUGUUCUCCCAGUUGCUCCUAGUUUCCUCACUGAUCCCAGUUCAACCAGUUGCUCCCAUUUCUACCUGUCACUCCCAGUCCCCAACUGGUCCCAGUUCCCUACUGAUCCCAGUUCUGCCCUGGUCCCAGUUCCCCACAGGUUCCAGUUCUUCCACUGGUCCCAGUUCCCUACUUGUCCCAGUUCUGCACUGGUCCCAGCUCCCCACAGCUCCCAGUUCUUCCACUGGUCUCAGUUCCCUACUAAUCCCAGUUCUGCACUGGUCCCAGCUCCCCACAGCUCCCAGUUCUUCCACUGGUCUCAGUUCUCCCACUCUGUCCCAUUUCUCCCAGCACUCCCAGCCCCCACUGGUCCCAGUUUUCCCAGUUCCCCCCCAUUUUCCCACUCAGCUCCCACGCCAUUGCCCCGCCCCCU